Molecule: messenger RNA, 610 nt
Organism: Umbelopsis ramanniana AG
Lineage: Eukaryota; Fungi; Mucoromycota; Umbelopsidomycetes; Umbelopsidales; Umbelopsidaceae
Exons: 1
Coding region: 301-525 (74 amino acids)
Source: RefSeq, a predicted model, not a curated record
CAGCAGUUUGAGGAGAUGGAGCAUGCAUUAGGCCCCCAAAAAGGUGGAAACAGCGAUGAGCGCUCAAAAAGGAAAUCUCCUAAGCUACCGAAGGGUUGAGAUUCCUUACUUUUUUCGCCUUGGAAGCUCAACGAACAUUCAGAGCUUCAAAGAACAAGCGGAGAUGACAAGGUUUUUUUUAGGUAAGUAAGCAAAAAACGAUAUAGCAUGUCGGAGGGUUAAAGCAGACCGGCAUUUCAAAUUAGAAAAAAAGUAAAAAAAAAGCCUUUCACGUUAACUCACGUCUCGUCACCUUUUUUAAUGCUAAUUUCCAGCUCAUUGGGCGGCUUUAAGCUCUGGUGGGCAAUUUCUUCACAUAUUAUGGGAAAAGCAUGGGGAAAUGAGGGGAUCCUAGUAAAAAAAGCUGCAGAAGCUGGAGUUGAAAAUUCACCAGGUUGCAUUCAUGUAUAUUUGCUUCUCUCUGCAUCUAGCUUGUUUCAUUUUGUUUCUUUUCUUUUCAAUUUCCUCUUUCAUUCUUUGAAUUGAAUGGCAUCAACACCCGUUGGCUAUUGGGGUCCUGUAACGAGUUCAGUGGACUGGUAAGGCCUUUGGCUAUGGAUGGAAGGACACA